Messenger RNA from Beauveria bassiana ARSEF 2860, 759 nucleotides. RefSeq lists its product as uncharacterized. Bases 1 to 759 code for a protein of 252 amino acids. The record is from RefSeq and is a predicted model, not a curated record. NCBI's taxonomy places the organism in Eukaryota, Fungi, Ascomycota, Sordariomycetes, Hypocreales, Cordycipitaceae. The transcript has 4 exons.
AUGCCUUUGCGAAAAGCCCUCAAGUUUCCUCGCCCAAGCCUCGAAUCCCAGUGCACGCACACCACCAUGACGCGGGUAUAUGGAGCAGCAAAUAUCUGCUGCGCUUGCCACCGCCCGGGUUCUUUCGGCUGGGUAUAUCAGUGCACUCAGGACCAAGAGGGCAUCAUUGACGACGCCUUCGCCCAGGGCGAUCUUGGCAGCACCGCUCGCAAGGAAUGUCUCUACCGCAUCUGCGCCCGUUGCCGACCGAGCUGCGUCGACCGCGCCUACAUCAGCAUGAACGCCGUCGCCGAUGGGCAAUUUCCACCCACCGCUGCCACGGGCUUUAGCUUCCACUCCAUUGCCGGUCGUCCGGUCACAGAUGCUCGUCUCGUCAAAACCAUUGGCCAACGGCCCGUCCCUUCCGACACACCCGACAGCUCGCCACGCCUCUCGUGGCUCAAAUCGAGUCUCUGCCUCAUGGACCUUCUGGAGCGACAGAUUGUUUGCGGUGGUCAUCUUUCAUCAGCCCGAGACAGUCUAUCUGACGAAGCGCCUUGUUCCGUCAGUGAGCCGCCUCCAUGCCCGGGAACGCUGACGCGCUCGCCUCCUUGUAACAACUUGGAGGCCAUUUCGCAGCUGCUGCCCGAGGACCCUCCGGUAUCACCGAUCCUCGGCGUACACACACGCGGUAAUACAGACUCAAGCUACACCAAUUUGCGUCUCGGUGCGGGCAAUGGCUUUGAGCGUGGCAUUUCCGACAUGAUUACGGCAGCGUAA